This is a messenger RNA of Arabidopsis thaliana (thale cress), 1911 nucleotides long. Its product is annotated as transmembrane protein (DUF616). The record is from RefSeq and is marked reviewed. NCBI's taxonomy places the organism in Eukaryota, Viridiplantae, Streptophyta, Magnoliopsida, Brassicales, Brassicaceae. The transcript is spliced from 8 exons. The coding region runs from base 333 to 1715 and encodes 460 amino acids.
GGACAAAAACACCAAAGCCUUUUCUUUAGCCUUCGUACAAAUUAAUCAACAAUUUGGACAUUAAUACAUUAUUAAUUAAUUAACACUGUAAUAAAGGAAUAAAUACAGUUCUAAAUCGCCACCAGGUAGGUUUCAUGGUGAGCUAGAGAUCUUCGCUUCAGGUAAAGAGUUUUUGUUAUUUCCUUUCUCUAAUCUGGUGUUUUCUGGGUUUGUGUGAGAGAUUCUUCCAAAUCUGCAUCUUGGAUUUUGUCUAUGUUUGAUUAGCUUAAGCUUCUCUCAGACAUAGAAAUCUUGAUUUGGUCUGAUUUUUUGCAGUGUUUAAGGAUUAGAUAAUGUUACCGGAGAGAAGAAGCACGGUGUUUUCUUCUUCUUCUUCAUAUCUGAAUCCAUCUGGUCACAAUGAUAAUUCUUUUUUACUUCUUCGGAGAGGCAAAAAGUUUGGUCGUAUUGUGAAAUUGAAGCUUUCACAUUUCUUUUUGUUCUUUGUGUCACUCUUUUUCUUCUCUUGCAUGUUCUCUGGCCAUAAACUACUCUUUCAUGGUUCUGAGUUCUUACCUCAUUUUGAGCAAAACCCUUACAUGAACAGUCAUAUGUUGGUUUCAUCGGAGAUUGAUAUAGGAUUAAACAAAUCCAACAUCGAAAGACCACCUGGAAGCAAGAAGAGAACCAAGCAUUUACCUUGUGAAGUUCCACUUGCUGAAUCUGCUGAUCGCAUACUUGAGCCUCAGGAUUAUUUGAAUUUCACUCGGUUUUCGUUAGGCUUUGUAGAGACUGAGACAUAUGAUAACCCUAGGUUUGGAGGGCAUCAAACACUCAGUGAAAGAGAGAGAUCUUACUCUGCAGUAAAUCAGACAAUUCACUGUGGUUUUGUCAAAGGAACUGGAUUUGAUUUGAGCGAAAAGGAUAGGGCCUAUAUGAAGAACUGUGUAGUCUCUGUGUCUUCUUGCAUUUUUGGAAGCUCUGAUUUUCUAAGGAGACCUGCAACCAAAAAGAUUAGUGAGUUUUCGAAGCGAAAUGUUUGCUUUGUGAUGUUUGUUGAUGAGCAAACGCUAUCGAAACUGGCUAGUGAAGGGCAUGUUCCUGACAAGCAAGGAUUUGUUGGUUUGUGGAAAACUGUAGUAGUGAGCAAUUUGCCUUAUAAUGAUAUGCGAAAGACUGGCAAGGUUCCGAAAUUUCUGUCACACCGCCUUUUUCCUUCUUCUAGGUAUUCAAUUUGGCUAGAUAGUAAGAUGAGACUCACUACAGAUCCUAUGCUGAUCAUUGACUUCUUCUUAUGGAGAACAAAAUCAGAAUUCGCUAUCUCCAACCAUUAUGACCGGCAUUGUGUGUGGGAUGAAGUGUUACAGAACAAACGGCUGAAUAAGUACAACCAUUCGGCCAUUGAUGAACAGUUUAUGUUUUACCGAUCAGAUGGUCUCAAGAAAUUUGAUCCUUCAGAUCCUAAUUCUCCUCUUCCAAGUUAUGUACCGGAAGGUUCUUUUAUUGUAAGGGCUCAUACACCAAUGUCAAACCUCUUCACUUGCCUUUGGUUCAAUGAAGUUGAUCGGUUUACCUCACGAGAUCAGUUGAGUUUUGCAUACACAUACCUUAAACUUCAGAGACUGAAUUCGGAUAGACCCUUGCGCCUAAACAUGUUCAAGGAUUGUGAGCGUCGAGCAUUAACUAAGCUCUUCCACCAUCGCGUAGAUUCAUCGCCUCCUUCACCUCCUACUUGAUUGAUUAAGUAUAGAUAGUGUUCUUAUGUUUCUACAAUUUUUGUACUUUUCUCCUCUUUAUACUUUUAGUCUAACUUUGAAGGAGAUGAAACAUGGAAGAGGAACCUAAUUGACAUUGUGUAUGAGCCAUUAUAGUAACUUUACAGCAAAAUUCACUGCAGAUAUAUACCAAAAAAAACAGCACUGAACCAGUUAC